AUGGCAGGAGAGACUCAGCGAAUGUGUGCAGUCAAAGAACUGGAUGCUGAGUCCAAACAGCAGGAUGAGAGGACGGCGCUGGAGCAGCAGACUGACAAAACGACAAAAGAGUCUUCGGAGCACUUUUCAAGCACAGGCACUGAGGCCAGACUCAGCAGCAGACUGGCCAAAGCUGAAAAACUAGAGAAGGAAAGGGACUGUCCUCAACAGCGGGAAGCUGUCAUACGACCACAGCAAGCAGGGAAGAUUGACUUCAGAUCACUGCAGAACAGUUCAAAAUUUGCCACUGACAGGACUUGGUCAAGUGGGAAAGGCAGUCCCCAGUCACCAAGUGGAAAAGGCCGCAGCCGAGAAAAGGCAAAGCGGUCAGGAAAGACAGAGCGUGGCAACCCACAGCAGCUGUACAGACUAAGCAUUACAAAUCCACGCACCAUUGGUAUUGCCUACCCGCAGCAGAAAGUUUUGCCACCCAAGAAGUUGGAAACCAGUUGUGGCCCAGUCUCGGGCAGCUACAGAUUCCACGUUCCCAGUAUACCAGAGAGAGAGGUUGAACUGCAACAAGAAAAGCUCAACUACAGUCGCUGCUUCCAGGAGACUAAUAUUACCUCCCCAAGCUUUACCUCACUGGCACUGGGUUCCUCAAGUGGAACAUCAUCCCAUUCACAUCAACCCCCGUCACAGCAACAGCAGCUGACUUCAAUGGAGAGCAACAGCGCACAGCCUGGUAGUCAGCUGAUUCUGAGUGACUUUCAGCUGAGUGGCUCUAAUACAUGGCAGUCUCCUGAGAGGACUUUUAAUGGCACUAGCUAUGGGGUUUCACCACAAAAAUCCACUGCCCUCUCAGAAACCAGUAAGGCUAAUGCAUUUGUGCCUGGUCCAUUUCAAUAUGGAUAUCACUUAGUGGAAGAAUCAACCUCUGACUCUUUUCCCUGUGAACAGAACCCCCAUUCCCAAGACUUCCCAAACUCUUCUCUAGGUUCUGUUCAUGUUAGCCACAACUCUCUUUCCUUUACCCCCGUAGAAGGGCAAAACAUUGCUCAGAAUAGCACUCAGUUCAGUAGUGAAAGCCCGCCAGAGGAUAGAAGCUCUUAUCCCCACACCCCACAUUCACAAUUUAUUCAAGGGGUGGCAUCAUCAAUUCAGUGUCCCAGGAAUCUGAGUGAGGAUUCAGCCAGUAGUGACAGCUCUGGCUCCAACUCACAGCAGUCAGAACAGGGGAAGACUACCCUGCCUGAGAGUACAGACACUAUUGUACAGGCAGACAAUCGGGAUGCAACCAUCACUGUGGGGAGUAAGAGAAACUGUCACCCCAAAGACACAGCUGCCUGCCAAAGAACACUCAAUCAAGGAGGUGUGCAUGCAAGAAAUAUUUCACAAGGUCCUGGCUCCCCAAUGCACUUUCCCAACAGAACAUAUAACAAUCCUUCAGUUAGUAACACACGCACAGCCUCAAUGCCUUUUGAAAAGAACAUUAGCAGUAAGGUUGUAAAUAGGUUACCACACACAUGGGAAGGAACUAAUAAAGCCUUUUCAACAGCUGAUCAGAACAUAAUUCAGUACACUGAUAUGAAUGAGAAGUUCCAGUUUCAGAGCCAGACAGCUAUUGACCAAAGGCCAAAUUUAUCUAAAGUUAGCAGGAUGCCCUGGCAGCAAAUACGGCCAACCUCUGCCAUGACAAACCCAAACAGAAUAGAGUUAUCAAGGCAAAUAAGCAAUCAGAAACUGGCUUACAUAGUUUCCCCUUCUGACUGGCAGGAAGAGAGCAAAUCACAUAAGCAAAACCCCUUAAAAGACCCCAACUUGUUCCAAAACAGCAGAAGUAGCGAUGGGUUUUCAAGCCAAAGGCAGGAAACUGUAAAACAUAAUAGUAACACAGUCUCAACUUUUAAAGUAGAGAUGAGCCAUGCAGAAGUAUGUGACUCCAAAAGUAAAACUGUGUACUUUGGACUCAAUCAGUCUCUUCCAGCAGCACCAUCAAGAAACUAUAGCUAUCCACCAUUACAGGUUCCACCUAUGGGCCUUAUGAUGGUGUCACCAUAUGAAUCCCCACUGCCCUCCCCAGUUCAUAACCCUGCAUCUAGUAGUACUUGCUCCUCCAUCUCCCCAGCAUCCACCAGCCCGGUUAACAUCAGUUCAGAGGACAGUCAGAUGUCAAAAUCAGCUCCCCCUCAUCCAUUCUAUCACCAGCCCCAAAGUAAAACCCAGCUUCCCCCAGAUCACCUGAGCACGCACCCACAUCAGUUUCAUCCUGAUGCUCCACGAACCCUUCCCUAUGCACCUGACAGAGCCAAAGACGACAUGAUGAGCUACCUGCAAAACAGCACACCUCCAAAGACAACUAUGGAUGGAAACAAAGGUUAUAUGGAUAGUUUUGGGAUGGAGCACCACCAGCCUCCACCACCAUACUCUGCACAUCAGCUGUUAGCCAGCUCACUAGCCACAGCAAAUCUUGAUCAGUUAGAUGUGCUGCUGACAUGCAAACAAUGUGAUCAGAAUUUUAACAACCUGGCUUCUUUUUUAAGUCACAAACAAUACUGCGCUCAGCACGCAUUUGCACACAAUGACCUCAAAGACAUUUCAAAGAUAGAGGACAACAGGAAGUUCCAUGCAGAGCCAGUUAAAGCAGUAUCCACAGUGUCGAAUGUUUCUCUGUCAAGGUGUCCAUCUGAUCUUCACCUCUCUUUGUUGGGCCUCAAUAAAAAUGGAGAAUUGAUGUCUGACAGUGAAACAAAAGGAGACAAUAAAGAUGAUCCACUGAAACUCAGCUUGUUUUCCGGUCCAGGUAAUCUCCCUGUCCCUCUCCCAGAGCUGGAAAUGGAGGAUGCCAAAUUAGACAGCUUAAUCACAGAAGCUUUGAAUGGAUUGGGAUAUCAGUCAGACAAUGCAGAGAUAGACAGCAGCUUUAUUGAUGCAUUUGUUGAUGAUGACCUCACCACUGUCAAAACAUCAUCAAACAAGCAAUGUCUGAAAACAAAAGAAUCCCUGAUUUUUGAGAGCAAGAAUAAACAAGCCAUCAAUGACAGAUCUUUCACACAAGGACAGUCUUUUUAUGACUCUGAUGUUGAGAACCACGAAAAAGCAUCUAUGAAUUUGGAAAAAGAUGAGAAAAUUAACAUUAAAAAAGAAGUCUCUCAUAAAAAUUCAAGACUUGCCUCAAGGGAGAAGACGUGGGAGCAAGAGAGCAAAGUGAAAGAGGCAAGAAAGCUGUGUAAGAGUGAGGAGGAAAACACGAGCACACAAAGGUUUCUCUUAUCUAGGAAGUUUUCUGAGCAUUGUGGCGUGAAAAGCUUUCAGGACAACGCUGCACUUCGAGGCUCAGCACCCUCACAGGCCUCCACAUCUCCAACCUCAAGAGCAGCAGCUAAAGAAAGCAAGAGGAAAAGCACUGGAGGGGGAACCUGGAGCAAAGAACUUAUUCACAAAAUAGUUCAGCAGAAAAAUAAACUCCACAAGCUCCAUGUCAAAGGUACCAAAAACCUUCAGUUUUCCUUGGUUAUGGAAAGACUAACUCCCACAGUGCAGAACCCUGCAUUUGGGGAAUACGACUAUGUCUCAGACUCAGAUGAUGAAUGUGAGCCCGUAAAGAUAGCAAGCCAAGGCCGACUGAAUCAAAGUAGUCGCUGUAAAUACACAUACACUAAAGAGUGCAAAUGGCGAGCAAGGAGCGAGAGAGAUCAGGCAGCAUGGAGGCAUGAAUCAAAGGAGUGUUUUGAGGUGAAAAAAAGUGAGUUGUCUCUGUCCCCAGAGAAACAAGGUUCUCACCAAAGACUCAGGAGGAGAGGGAGCAGGUCAUCCACAAGCAGUGACCUCAGCACAUCUGUGAGUGCUUCAAGCGAUAGCAUCAACAGCCCCAAAAGCACUGACCGCACUGAUUCUGAGAGCGAGAAGAAGACAGACAAAAAGAAAGAGUCUUCAGAGCAGAAAACCAAUGACAGAUCUUCCCCACAUAAGGUAUUUAAAGAGUCCAGCACAUUAGCACUGACAUUCACUAAAUCCAUCAAGAAGUAUAAUACAGACAAAGCCAUUCAUUCUGAUAACAAAGACAGUUCAGAGGAUACAAAGAAGUAUCAUGCAAAUCCAGAAGUUGCUGAUUCAGUGUCAUCCUCACAAAAAGCAAGAGACCAACUGAAGAACUUUGAAAAAAGAGGAAGCUCUCAUACGAAAUCAAGAGACAAACUUGCAUCUCAUAAAAAGGAAGCGGGCUCAGUUGGCUGUUCAGACGGAAACACCCUACAGAGAACAGACAAUCUGUGCACCAAAGAACCAGCACAGAGCAGCAGCACAGAGAACAAGACACUACUGUUUGAUUCACACUCUCGCACCGGUGAGAGUGAUUUUAAUACUGACAGAAACACAAAGGACAAAAGAAGAGAGGUGCCCCAAGCCACACAGCCAGAGCUAUCAGCCACCACCACAUUGGAGAAAGAGAGUGAUAAUGUCUGCAUGGGAAAAGAGGCUAUUGCUUUAGUCAAUGAUUUAGACACGCACAAGUCUGCACCUCUUUGCACAUCUUUGAUGGAUGAGGUGUGCCUGUCCCCACCAGAAAGCCAAAAAGAUGCUCUCCAUCUCAUGCCCUACCCUCUGGAUCAGGAGCAAGGGCUCAUGAAAUCCCCACUUUCAUUUGACACCUCAUCGAUGUUUGGGGAUCUUACUGGAUUUGAUAGUGGGCUUUACUCUGAAAUGCCCAUUCAGAAAGAUGGUUUUCCUUCAAUUGAGAACACAGCUGGCAAAAAGGAAGAGUUUGCUUCUUCUUUCUCCCCCUUUCUGGAACAAAGAGACUGGACUCUCAUUGUUAGUCCUGUGCUACCAGAUGAGGUAUCUCAGUACAAAGGCAAUUCAGAAAAAUUAAAUGAAAAGAAGCCAGAUUAUGAUCACAUUCCUUUGUCUCUGCCAGAAAAAAUAAUUGACUACAGCACAAAUCUCAACAGCUGUGCAUCAGAGGACGAGCUGGAGAUAAAGAGAAUAGUAAAUGAGCUUGAAAACCAGUUGCAAACAACUAAGUUGGAAAGCCCACCACUACUGGCUCAGAAUGUCCCCAAAGAGCUGCAGAUGAGUAAAUUUUCACCCUUACGACUGGGUGAUGAGUCCAAGAACGAAGCCAAUGGUUUGAACAGGAAGUGUUCAGCGCAAACAAUCGAUGCAUCAGUUUUAACAAUGCCUUCAGAGCCUUUCACUCAACCAGCACUCCCAUGGCCAAGUGCAUUCCAGUUUGAGCUAAUGGAUGAGCAUCACAAUGCCCAUGCUCUUCACAAUCAACCACUUAAACACAAACAACUCCAGCCUGACCAAAAAUCAGAAAAAAGAUGUUCUGAAAAGGAGACUUCAGCAGAAACAAAGGAGGAGAUUUUAGAACAGAAAAGAUACACAGAAAAUCUCAUGAGAAGCCUGGAGGUAAUUUCAGACUCUAUAUUCAAAAAAGAACCUAUUAUAUCAGUACACAAAAAGCCAAAUGUCAAUGCUCUCACAAGUCAACAUCACGAGGAAAGUGAAUGUCAGGCCCCUGAUGCAGUUAAGAGAGAAGAUCACUGUGAAAAGGAAGCAAUUACCGGAAAGGAGAACAUUUCAUCACUUCCAAAUAUCAAUGAGCCGAAGAAUGAAAUUGAAUUCAUUCUCAAUGAGUCACAGCCAUCUCUCUCCAAAAAGACUGACCCUUCAGUCAGCAGCAACAAACCAAUUUCAUCGCAGCCAAGUGAACUCACAGAGAACGGGAAUUACAUGGCAGAGACCAAAGCCGCAUCAGAGGAGGACAUCACUGCAAAUAGUCAUUUGACUGAGGCCUCUCGCUGCUCAAGUGUUGUGACAAGUGACCUACGAGAGGUCGAAAGGUCCUGCAGAAACAGUAAUGCAGAAGACAGUGAUCAUGACCUGAUUAAAAACAAUAGUGAUGCCAGAGAAUAUUCACCUACAGAUGGCUAUGAGGAAGCAGAGGCAGUGAAGGGAAUCACUUAUAAAUCUGAGGAUUAUCCUUCAUCACCAGCUCUUGCUGACCCCAUUCGAGAUAUUGGCGAGAAAAUGACAGAUGUGAUCACUGGAAUGGCAGCAUUGGAAAAGCAAUCUACUAAUGAGCAUGACAAUCAUCAAGACAUCAGCUCAUCACAUCCUGGGGAACUGGCAGUGCAAUAUUCAGAAAAUAUUACUGAAGAAAUAACUGUGGAAACAUCAAAACAAGAUCCUUUAACUCCACUUUCUUCCUCUAAAAACCCCAGUCCCUCAAAUACAUCCAGUGAAACAAAUCUUUCAGUACAGAUAGUUACCACAGACAAACCCUGUAGUCCAAUAAUCGUGGAAACCAAGACAGAAAGCUGCUGCUCACCCCUCCAUGACAUCCAAUCUACAGAGGGACAAAGCAGUCUGUUGAUCCUGUCACAGUCUGAUGGCAUCAUUAACACUGAUCCCUGCAAAAUGACUCCAUUUAAUGACUCAUUAGAAACUGGGGUAGGUCUCGUCUUUGAGCCUACUCAGAAACAAGAAGAGAUUUUGAAUGUUCAGGACAUUAAAGAGCAUCUUCCUGCUGAUUUCAUGGCAAGUGAACAAAACUCCCCAUGCAGAGAGGAGGCAGAAGAAAGUCACUGCAUCUUUUCAGACUUUGUUCCACCAAUUAGUCCUCUGUUAUCGUCUCACCAAAAAGCAGUGCCGAAAUUGGCAAUACAACAGGAGUCAUGUGAGUCCAAAAAGAAAUGCAAUAAUAAAUCAACUGAUCAAGGCUCAAUUCAAAAUGCAAAAUCUCCCAUAAUCAAAGAUGAUAGCCAAAACAUCAAAGAGGCUGAAAACAGUGGCACAACAACUGAGAUUGACUAUUCUCAAAUAAGCUCACCUCAGUUGGACUUGAGAAUCAUGGAGUGUAAAAUUCCCAACUCUGAAACCAUCAUCCCCUCUCCACUUCCUGUAAACAACUUGGCUGAACUAUCAGAGGUGACAGUCAGCCUUGAAAAAAGUGAUCUGAUGUAUGGUUUAAAGCUCAGCCCUCUUAACUACAAUGGCAUCACAGAUCAACCUCCAUCACUGAAUCAAUAUGACUACAUACCAAUAUCACCUGCCAGUAAACCUGAGGAGAACCUAGACACCAAGCAGAGACCCAGAGAGGACUAUGACUCCUGUGACUUGAGUGUCAACCCUGCACUGAUUUUUAACCAAACCAAGACCGCUACGACAGUACCACUGAACUCAGACCCUACAGCUAAACUAGAUCAAUUAGCUGAACCACUGGUCCUACAGCAGAGUAUGAAGUUCACAUGUUUUGCUCUGGGUCUCCCAGAUGAAGUCAAAGGAACAGAUUCAUCAUCUGUUAAUGUAAAUAAAAGCUUGGAGAUUUUCCAUGAUCCAGUUGAACCUGUUGAGCAUUUGCAUACACAAGCUGACCUUAUGAGUGAAGCUGAAACCAAGAGGUUAGAUUCUCAAGAACCUUCUACUGAUGAGGUUGAUCUUCUCAAAACAGAUUUUUCAGAUGGCCCAUCCACUCCGCAACUACUCAUCAUCUGUGAAAAUGAGCAAAUGCCCCAUCCUCCAGAACCAAGAGAGAAGCUACCAACAAUAGAGCUUGGCCAGUGUUUAACAAAUCAUCAGACCAACAAAGAAACAACGCAAAAAAAGACACAAAGCAACACUCAACCGGGUAAAGUGCUCUGUGAGAUAUGUUUAAUGUGUUUCAGAACUGUGCCAGGCUUAAAGAGACACAAGGCCAUGAAGCAUUUGGUCAGAGUUGAAAAACACACUGGCCCACAGAGCACAACAUCAAGCCAUCAGGGGACAAUGCUUGUUUAUGAAACACAAACUACAGAGAAAAAACAUAAAGAUGAUUCACAGGCUUGUUUCCCAACAAAAAUUGAUGGAUUGCCUGAGAAAAGUAGCUGUCUCAUAUUGAAAACACCAGAGGCCGAGUCUGUCCUGGAGGAAGCGGCAACUGAGAUGAGUUCAGUGGCAGUAGAUGAGAUAGGCCAUCAAAACCCUCUGCUGUCAGUUAAGGCAAAGAAGAGCAACAAAGCUAGAAAGAACAAAAACAGCGGGCUAAAUCCUGACCCUUUCUCUGAUGAGCUUCUGAAUAUAUUAAAAACAGACAUACUUCAAGCUAUAACUCCCGAAUUCAAAAGCACUGCACUACAAGAGCAGCACAAAUCCCCUGCAGUAAAAAUCAAUGACAGAACUGUUGCUGGAAAAGAGGAAUGCCCUAACCAUGGUACUUCAGAUUCUGCUUUUGACCACACAGCCACAUCUCCUUCAAAAGAACCAAAUGUAAACAAUGAAACUGUGGAGCUAAAUCAGAUUGCUGACACCGAAGUGAUGACAUGUGCAAGUGUGACAAAGAUGGUGAAUUUGGACGUUUGUGCAGAUAAUGUGGAAAGUGCAUCUGCUGAGAAGGAGAUUAUGACAGAAGGCGAUGAGUCCAGAAAGACACUGUGCACUGUGAGGGAGAUGUGUGAACUGAAAGGAACAGAGGACAUCCUUGCCCAGGAGAUUCUUAGAAAAGUGUCAGCAGAGAUAAAAUGUGAGAAAAACAGGAGCCCUGCAGAUAAUGUACAUCAUCUCUCCUGUUUGAAUUCCUCCCCUCUCAGUCCACCUAGCAUUAGCCCUGAGCUGAGAGCCUUACUAGAUGAUGACACCACAUUCUCGCAGCUGUUCCCCAGAGAUGAGGAUGCCAAAAGAAAAAAGUGCCCCAGGGUUUAUAGCAAAAGAAACAAAAGACAGAAGUUAUCCCCUCAUACAGAUGUGACCACAGACAACGUACCUCCUGAAACCUGUAUCCAAAAUAAAGAUCAGUUCAUGGAAGCUCAAAGUGAGCAGACAUUUAGUGACAAUCAAACUAACCACUGUGAAUAUGAGACCAUUUCCAUUGACGAUGCCAUCAUGUUGAACAUGUGCCACAACAGCACUUUAAAAGCUGAUGGUGAACCAUUGACAGAGGUUAAGCCAAGUGAGCAGGAGGAUGUUCAUGAGGUUAUCAGAGAGCUUGGCAACAACCCUUUAAAUCCAUUGGAAAGAAGUGUUGAUAAAUCUACAACUGUUUGGAAUGGACCCAGUGGAUUUGAUGCCUGCUCAACAGCGGGCUCUGAAUCUAACAUUUGUAAGCCAGAAGUGCCAACUGUGCCCUGCCCUCUGCCUUCACCAGCUGCUCCGUACACCGUUGAGCCACGUGUUGCAGAUGGAGGCCAAACCUUCCACAGCAUUGACAUCCAAAACAUCAACACCACCUUUCAGCUUCCUGAGAUUCAGUUCUUUGAUUCAGAUAAAGAUAUCUCAGUAGCUCCUCCCCUUGAAAGUACAGAUCUGGAGAGCAGAGAUGAUGACAAGUCAAAGAAAGUCACAGAGCGGCGAGGCCGGAAACGGCAAGAUGGGGGAUUAAAGGUCAAAGAUAAGCAGUACAAGUGCAAAGUGUGUUUCACUUGGUUCCUCACCCUGGGUGAGCUGAACUUUCACAAACUCUCCCACAACCCCUCUCCACCUCCAACGUGUUAUAUGUGCGUCCAGCGCAAAUUCAGCUCCAGAGAGCAACUGAGAGACCACCUGAGGGAGAAACAUGCCAAGAACAAGACAGGUAUCUGGACCUGUGGAAUGUGCCUGAAGGAGAUAUCAGAUGUGUGGAUGUACAAUGAACACUUACGAGAGCACGCUACUCAGUUUGCCAGGAGAGGUCAGACUCAAGGCUCUAUGUUAGGCAUUUCAGGCUGCUUUAUGCAAGAGACAGCGGUGAAGAACUUCCUCUCCUCAAUCAUGCAGCACCGCUCCACCAAAGCCAACAGAGAGUCCAGCAAAACUACUAAAGAACAGGAAAAAGCAGCAUCUGCAGACGUCACUGCGAUCGAGGGGAAAAGCUCAGAAGGUGCUGAGCCAAAGCUACACAAAACUAAAAGCAGCAGUGGAGCAAGUGGAAAGCAGAACACACUAACCCCACUUGAGGUCCUUCACAAAACAGAGACACCCAAAAGUGUGGAGAUGCAUCCCAACUGCAAAGACCCCUCAAGAGACUGCCACCACUGUGGGAAACAGUUCCCAAAACCAUUUAAACUCCAGAGACAUUUGGUGGUCCACAAUUUAGAGAAGAUUUUCCUGUGUCACAAAUGCCCUGUCUCUUAUCAGGAGGCCCAGGAGCUCAAAGAGCAUCUGAAGAGUGCCCAUGAGGAGGUGGAUGAGCUGGAUUCAAAGCACACCACCCUUUACACCUGUGAGCUGUGUGCUGAUGUAAUGCAUGUGAUUAAAAAAUCCUUCAUCUGCAGCACCUGCAACUACACCUUCUCUAAGAAAGAGCAGUUUGAUCGUCACAUGGAAAAGCACCUGUCAGGAGGGAACAAAAUCUUCAAAUUCCGAGGCGUUCUUAGACCUGUCAAAGUAUCUGCGUCCAAAGAAAAUGAAUGUGAUUCACCUGCAAGUAAGAAAAGGAGAAUUCUCUCUGACAGCCUGCCAGAAAACAGCUCAGACAGCGGCAUUGCCAGUGUGAGCUCUCUACACUUAAAUCAGAGCGCUGACACACAGUCUUCAAAACCCUCAGUGUCCACAGCUGACGACUCCACACAGACGAUCUCAAAUGAAUACCACAGUGAUACAAAUAAUACAAAUGUGAAGACUGAGGAUAUUGCAGAGGACUACUCUGAACUACUUGUAGAAUUGGAGAAAUGUAUUCAUCUGAGCUCAUCAACAUCUGUUACACCCAAGGAAGAGGAAACUGACCAGACUCCUUUGCCUAAUCUUGAUAAGGAGGGCAAUAGAAAAUCAGUUAGUGAAGAAUGUGAUGUGAAAAAGGAGAAUGAAUCAGUCUGUAUGAGAGAGGAGUCAAUGUCGUGGGCAGCAUCUAAAGAGAGUAGUGGCGCAGAGGAAGAGAUAUUUAAAGCAAAGGAAGGUGACACUACUGAAACUGAAGGGAAAACGGAUUUGCCUCCAGCUAGUGAGAACUCUUUCUUCAGCUUAACAGAAAAUCAAAUCCUUUUAGAGACACCUGAGUCUGCAAAGCAUGAAUUAGCUGUUGAUGAGAUGAGCCAGCCAAGGGAUGAUGAGCAGUGGGAUCACACGUUGUCUGUAAAUGACGGUGUGCAGGAGGUAUUAUCUCAUUGCACUGAGCUGGAAAGUAGCAGUCAGAUUAAAGAUAAUGUUUCCCUAGCAUCAACAACUGACAACACCAAAAACUGCACAACAACUAGCAGCAUAAAGGGUACAGAAUCCACUCCAGUCCUCCACUCAAAGCUUUCCCUUAGCACUUCGGCCUCAAAUGAGGACAAGGACUCUGUGAAACCACAGAAGAAGAGGAGGGACAUGAAAUCCCCACACAUUCUGCAACGGGUUUCCUCUCCAGCCACGCAAGAGAACUUUGUUGUUGAUUCCAAAGUCAAAAAGAAAUUUCGCCCGAGCAAGUGUGCAAAUACCUCUUUGCAAAGGAAGUCAGAUGGAGCCACUGAGUACCCUGUGCUGUCCUCAGUAAGGGAUGAUGUUGUUAGCAACAAAAUUGUUUCCAAGUGCAAGACUGUAAACUUGAGUUUGCAGCAAAAGAGAAGUUUGCUUGACAGCUGUGCCCAAAAGAAAACUGAAAUUGUUACCUCUCAGAACGGGGAUUAUAAAGCCAGAAAGGGACCUCUGGGGAGAUCUCUGCAUCCUUCUGUAUCUAAAGUGUCUUCAGUUCCUAUGAACAAUUAUUUGAAUAAACCAAAGCCAAAGAUGGGGGUUCGGUCAAUGGACAGUCACUCCUACAGGACAGCAGAGUCCCAGAACAAUCUUCUGAGUCAGCUCUUUGGCCAAAAACUCACUAGCUUUAAGAUUCCUUUGAGGAAGGACACAUCAGAAUCUAUUAACUGAGGGGGGAAAAAAGGGAUCUGUGAAUAAAAGACUGUACAUUUUCACAGUUAUAAAUGUUUAAGAGAAUUUAUUAUGGUGAAUGAGAUUGCACAGCUCUUUUCUGUGAAAUGCUAUCUUUAAAUACUUACAUAGUCACUUUAUGUCUUCUUUGUACAUGUAUUUUUAUUACACAAAUGUGAGGGCGAAUGGCAGAUAUGAGUUUUGGGUUAAAAAUGAAUAUUUUGGUUGGGGAAAUCAUUGAACUUUUGAGAGAUUAUUUUUCAUUUACCUAAAGGAGACAAAAAAAGAAUACUUGAAAACACAGUUACGUAUGUUCCUUUAAGAAAUGCAUGUUCAUUUUCCCUUCAUUACAUGAUUAACUGUUUUUCCAAAAGGACCAGAAUGAUGUCAUAACUGACUUGGACUAUUGUCUGUGCACCUUCUAUACAUGCUUCCAACAUAUUCACGUUGUACUUUUUAAACUUUACUGUACUGCAUUGACAUUCAUCAUUAUUAGCCUUUUGUAUAAACAUUACCUGGUGCUACAUUGUGUUGAAUUGUAAUGUGAAUGCUAAUGUCCUCAGAAGGGAACAUGAGAUCUGUAGCAGUUACAGUACACACAUCCAACUGUUUUUACUGGUUUUCUGUACUUUAUUGAAUAUACUGUGCAAACCAUCCAAGUCACAUGUAGGCUGAUAGAACUCAUAAUUAGGAAAGCUUCUGUUUUAUAAACUCAGGUGCAUACAAGGACAUCACAGUCCCAAGACCUGUAUUUGGAGUUCUUCCCUUGCACUGAUAAUACCACACACAAAUUAAAAACUCAUUAAUCUGUGUCUUUAACUCCAAAUGUUUAAUUAUUAAUAGUAUUUACUUGGACAACAAAGGUGCUUUAUCUUGUUUAUACUGUAUGUAUCUUAUAUUGUAUUAUAUUGUAGGUAGAUUAUUGUUUUGGUGUAAUGCUUCAUGACAAAGUUUUAUUUUAAUAAUGUGCAAAAUGAAUCAAAUUGAAAAGAAUGGGAAUGCAGCACCUCUUGCAAGUUGUACAGUGGUUCACUAAGUGCCUGUUUUACAGUUGGUCAUUAAAGAUCUGAAUUGGUCUCUCCUCGCUCUUUUCUUCCUUUGUUCAUGGAAUGUUUUUGCAAAUGUUCCUGCUUCCCUGCGGACUGCAUCUGUCACCACAUGCAUCAAACAGUAGAAGCAGUGGAAGCAGCUUGUGCCUGGAGGCAAAAAACAGGUGCACACACAACAAGGUCUGACUUCAUUUUUUCCCCCUCAGAUGAGCACUUCAGUGAGCUCACUCAUCAUCUGAAAGAUGAGCAUAAAUGUAUCUUUACUACAGGGAAACAUUUAACAAAAGACAGAUACAUUCAUACAACCAUAUGUCUGUCUCCACAAGCACAGUUGAGCAGGCGGCCAGGAGCUCUCACGUCUGUCA
Melanotaenia boesemani (Boeseman's rainbowfish) is the source of this 13189-nucleotide messenger RNA. Its product is annotated as zinc finger protein 469. Bases 1 to 11775 code for a protein of 3924 amino acids. NCBI's taxonomy places the organism in Eukaryota, Metazoa, Chordata, Actinopteri, Atheriniformes, Melanotaeniidae. The record is from RefSeq and is a predicted model, not a curated record. The transcript has a single exon.